Molecule: messenger RNA, 1530 nt
Organism: Oppia nitens
Lineage: Eukaryota; Metazoa; Arthropoda; Arachnida; Sarcoptiformes; Oppiidae
Exons: 2
Coding region: 1-1275 (424 amino acids)
Source: RefSeq, a predicted model, not a curated record
AUGACGACGACGACAAUAAGCAGCCACCAAAACCAUCGCGAAGAACCGGAAGAAGAUAAGGAUCAGCCAACAGAUGAYGAUGAAAARGACGACCAAACCGAUGGACARCCUAAACAACCGCCAAAAAACAAACCGCAAAAACCAAAACCUAAACCUAAACGCCAGCCYAAAGAACCUGAAGAAGAUGAUGAAGAACCUGAAAAACCUGAUGAUAAUGAGGAACAACCAGACACUGGUGAUGAUGACACUGACCAACAGCCGCCUAAACAACAGAAACCAAAACCAAAACAACAAAAACCUAAACCAAAACAACAGAAACCUAAACCAAAGCCUAAACCMAAACAACCGGAUGAUAAYGAAAARCCUGAUGACGAAGAAGAAGCAGCAGAUGAAGAACCGGAACAACCAGAAGAUGGUAAGCCAGACGAUGAGGAAAAGCCGCCAAAGAAACCAUCAAAACAACCGCARCGAAAGUCRCMGAAGAAAAAGCCUACUAAACAGCCACAAGAAGACGAUGGCAACGAUGGCAACAACGACGAAGASAAUGAAGAGCCGGACAAACCAGAAGAAGAACAACCGGAUGACGACAAUGACGAAGAAAAUCCAAAACCCAAACCUAAACCGCGAAAAGCGGACAAAAAACCGAAACCGAAGAAAAAACCGUCCGCUAAACCAAAACCGGAUGACGACAAUGACACCAACGGUGACGACGACGAUAUGGAACGGGAGGAACAUCCGGACGAUAACAGUACCGAACAACCCGAUAGUGAUCAACAACCUCCCGGUGCCUCAAGCAGCCCGAAACCGCCGGUAACCGUAAUCAUACAGAAAGUACCCGUCUAUCCGCCCGGUUGUAUACCGAUUAGGCCAUCAACUUUGCCGGUAACACCGUUUGGUCGACCACCAUCGGGUGGCCAACCGCCGCUGUCACCCUAUCCUACUACAACCAUAACACGCCGUAUUUAYCCGCAACCAUCAUUCACUAUACCCAGGCCAUCGACAACCUACCCGUUUCGCCGGGAAUACAUUAUACCAUUAGUACCGCCCGGCGGUGUCGACCCGCUGGCCCAGUGGUCGAAACCACAGCGUUUGCGUCAACUAAUGCAAGAUAUGAUAACCUUGGAAAUGGAUCGGUUCGGCAAAAUGUUUACCAAACUAAGGAYUCAACACCCGACGAUAGUACCGAUCGGUCGGCUAUGGAUCAAGUGCUGGCCGGUUGUCAACAUUUUCAGACAGUACUCAACAAUAAUCGGUUAUUUGAUUUCAAAGAGUUGAUGAAAGAUUCGUUUAGACCGUCGUCACCGACUGAUGAUAGUCCCGGUGCURGUGCUGUGGACAACCUCCCAGUGCUGGACAACCAGACAAUGUAGACAAUGGCCCCGGAAAUGGUGGACCUAUUUAUAGUAUUUCACGUUUGAUUAGGAUUUAAGUGAUUUAAGGAUUUUUUUUUAAUUAUUAUUAAUUGUAAUGAUAUUUGAUUUUAAUUGAUUGAAAAAAAAAGUUUUGUUUUUUUUUGUAUUUUUUGUUUGU